This is a messenger RNA of Exophiala viscosa, 858 nucleotides long. RefSeq lists its product as uncharacterized. Lineage: Eukaryota; Fungi; Ascomycota; Eurotiomycetes; Chaetothyriales; Herpotrichiellaceae. Bases 1 to 858 code for a protein of 285 amino acids. The record is from RefSeq and is a predicted model, not a curated record. The transcript is spliced from 2 exons.
AUGGCGGAGACCAAGAUCGUGAAAGCAGGAAUGACCGCAGAGCAUGCUCGCUGGCCUGUCAUCAAAGUCAUUGUCCACCAGAGUGGUGAUGACGGCCAAGACACUGAUGUGGAACCAGACCCUGUCCGGAUGAAUGUCUUCUAUGUCCACCAGUACUUCCUCAUCGCGCACUCGCACUACUUUGCCACCAUCUUGGACGUUGACAAUCCUCUAACACCUCCCGUUGCCCGUUUGACCCUGUCGAAGCCGAUCUGCACCUCGGACAACACCGAAGGUCACUGCGUGUUUGGAGACUGGCUCAAUGCUAUGUACCAAGGGACAACCGAACAAAUGGACUCUAUCCCACUAAAGGACUUCGAGCUUCAACCACGAUUUGACUUUGCGGACAUGAUCGGUUCACCCAGCUUCAAGAACAUGAUGAUGGACACUAUUCAGCAGCGUGGUAUCGAAACAUGGACGGUGUGCCAAGUUAAUGGCUUGCAUCUGAUGCCAAAGAGUGCUUCCCUAUACGUCGACUACGCAAUCGAGUGUAUGGCAUACAGAGUCGUUACCAAAGGAUGGACUGGAGUCAUGGAUGCAGACCUCGGAGUGUGCGUGACGAAGUGGAAAGAGUUCUUCAGCGAAGGUCGGAACGUCGAUACCUUCAACGAACUCCUUGCCAGAGUGGACAUGCUGCACAAGGCGAAAGAUACCAACGAUUUGAUCAACCCGACCGAGGUCAAGGAUUGCAAGUGGCAUGAGCAUACCGAUGAGAAUAGAAAGGAGUGUCCAAGACAUCGAUCUAAGAAGAACCUUGGUGGUACCUCGCGCAUCACAGCUUUGACUGGAUGGAUUGAAUCGCAAGCCAGGAAUGUGUGA